Messenger RNA from Staurois parvus, 562 nucleotides. The record is from the annotation of a GenBank genome assembly. Lineage: Eukaryota; Metazoa; Chordata; Amphibia; Anura; Ranidae.
UCUCCCUGUGCCUGCGUGGGUUUCCUCAGGGUACUCAGUUUUCCUCCCACACCCCAAAGACAUGCUAGUAGUGUCUACUACCCCUGUGUGCCAAUCCCUCCACUGGCUUCCACUCAGUGUGCUCCACCCCUCUCUGCCAAUCCCUCCACUGGGUUCCACUCAGUGUGCUCCUCCCCUCUCUGCCAAUCCCUCCACUGGUUUCCACUCAGUGUCCUCCGCCCCUCUCUGCCAAUCCCCCUCCACUGGCCUCCUCUCAAUGUCCGCCACCCCUCUCUGCCAAUCCCUCCACUGGCUUCCACUCAGUGUGCUCCACCCCUCUCUGCCAAUCCCUCCACUGGCUUCCACUCAGUGUGCUCCACCCCUCUCUGCCAAUCCCUCCACUGGUUUCCACUCAGUGUCCGCCACCCCUCUUUGCCAAUUCGUCCACUGGCUUCCACUCAGUGUCCUCCACCCCUCUCUGCCAAAUUCCUCCACUGGCUUCCACUCAGUGUCCUCCACCCCUCUCUGCCAAUUCCUCCACUGGCUUCCCCUCAGUGUCCUCCUCCCACCUCUGCCAAUCCCU